GAGAAGUGACUAUUUAAUAGACUAUUUAUAUAAUUCGUAGAGUGCAGCAACUGCCAAAUGGUUUAAAGUAAAGAGCAGUGGACAUUUACUGAACUGGACAAGCGAAAACAUAUUUAAUGUUUCUUGAAAGAGUGCAGCAACUGCCAAAUGGUUUAAAGUAAAGAGCAGUGGACAUUUACUGAACUGGACAAGCGAAAACAUAUUUAAUGUUUCUUGAAAGUAAUAAUGGCAAUUUACGAGGCAUUGGAAAGCGUCCUGUACCGCCAUUGCUGUCCUGAGAUUGUGGUCCAAUAUGAAAUUAUGGAUAAUGAGCCAAGAAAGAGGUUACUUGACGCACUUAGUGGUUACUGUAGUCUUCAGGUAUUUGAAAACAGUUUUGAAUUACCCCAAAAUUAUCAAAAGAAAAUUGACCUUUAUUUCCAAACCUUAGGUAAUGAGAAACUUUUAGGGGGAAUGCUUCUUUUGGACAAAAUUGCGAUAGCUUUCGGCAGAUGGGGGAAGGCAAUGCCUCCUAAAGCUGUACUCGCUCGACAUUCAGAAUGUGUGGCAAUUAAUCAAAAGGAAGGGAGUUCUUUACCUUUUCCUAUGAAUCUGUAUUUUUUAUACUCUGAUCCUGCCGGCAACAAUUGCACAGAUUUUUCUACAUUGCAUAGAGUUUUCAUAAAAGACUUGAAACUCUUUGAAAAAUCAAAAGGGAAAUUUAUCGAGGGUACAAUCAUUACACGGCCAAUUGUCUUGCAUGAUAUCACAACUAUUUUAGAGGAUGCUCAAGGAGAUGUUAUCCAGCUUAGGCUUUUUAACAUGGUACCAAGUUGCAGAAACAAAACCGAAGUUGCAGAAAAGAAAUUCCCCGUUAAUGCAAAAAUUAAGAUAGCUGAACCUUAUUUGAAAGUGUUCGCAGACAGCAACCAAGGAAUUAGAGUCGAUUGUCCUGAGGAGGUUUGCAUUCUUCAGCAAACAACUGCAGACUUUGAACAAAUCUUAGAAAAUGGCAAGUUUUUUACCGAUAACGGAGAUUUUUUAGCAGCGUUUGAUAUUUAUAUCGCUGGCCUAGCUGAAUUCCCAGAAAUCCUUUUGCUUUUGAACAACAGAUGCCAGGCUGAGCUAAAGCUAAAGGAGUACGAGCUGGCUUUUUUGGAUGCCGCUGCAGUCCUUUUUUUGGAGCGGGACAACGAGAAGGGUCGCUUAAGAUACAAGAAGGCAGCAUAUGAACUUGGUUUUACAUUGGACAAUGCCCCAAAGAUGCAUGGUCUUUGGAAACGGGUCUUGUUGAAAUAUAACAAACACUCUUUGGAAGAGAAAGUAGCUGGCCCAUAUUCCAGAGAAGACGGCAACAAUGAAUAUAAAGAAGGUGAUUUUUCUAGAGCAAAAGCUAUUUAUACUUCUGCGAUGGGCGAUUGUAAUAAUGUUUGCAAGCUGCUGAUUGGAGCCGCUCUCGUGAGUUUGAAAACUGAGAUGUAUCAAACUGCAAUAUCAGCUGCGAGUGCAUGUUUUCAACUUGCUACAGACAAAAAGCAUCGCAAACAAGCAAGGUUUGCAAUGACCAAGGCGUUUUCGUCGCUGGGGGAAAUAGAGUUAGCAAGGUUGGCUGCAAUGGGGGAUCUCUCCUUGUUGAAUCUGUAUGAUGGAAGAAACAAUUCUUAUAGAGUUGUAGCCAACGCCCUUAACAAAAGUUGUCCCAUAACUUUAGAGGCUAACAGAAAUGUCAAAGUGCCGUCGGAUUAUCUAUGUCCCGACACAAUGGAGCACUGCUACAUCUCUGGAAAAGGAAGAGGAUUAAGAGCUAAGAGAGGCAUCUUUAAAGGAGAGUUGCUUGUUGUUGACCAUCCAAUUGUGUCACAGGGAACCAAAAGCUCUUCUUCUGCCAUUUUUGUUGAUGAAAGUAGACAACAAUGUUAUUUUGCAAGUGAAAUAAAUCUUGAAAGUAAACUGGUUUCAUUGGUCAAGUACAAUGGGCUACUUGCUAAAAAACUUUUGCUGUUGGAUAGAAAGAGAGAUGGCACCAAGGCCGAUGAUUUGCCUUUGAUUUCUGACCUUGAGUGGAUGGCCUAUCGCAAGUUAAACGAUGAUGUACCACCUUUCUUGCCACAAACUCCGGAAGAAGCUGGAGUUGAUAAAAGCUUGCUUACGCCAGAUAUCAUCAGAAACGUAAUUUCCAACAAUUGUUUUAAAUGGGGUUGGCAGGAGGAGCGAAUACCCAAAGAAGUGGCGUUGGCAUUAACAGUCAGUUUUUUCAACCACGAUGACGACCCCAAUUGCAGUCAAUUUCCAGUCGGCGAUGCGCUUACAAUAGUAGCAGUAGAAGAUAUACAGAAAGGGGAGGAGUUGACCAUUAUGUACCGCAAAAGAGACGAAAUGGCGAAAUGGGUAAUUUGACUUUCCUACCCCUAGGAUACUAUUCACGAGCUACCAAAGAACAGAAUAUCGAUUUUCCUUGACCAUCCAGAAACUUAAUUUAAUUUGACAUUUUAAUGUACGUGUAUGUGAGAUAAGUGUGGUUACAGUUAACUUCAAACCAGAAUAAUUUCAUAGCUGUGUUUUUAAAACAGUUUUUCGCCAAUACCAGUUUGAUAUUUGCCACAAGGUAGUGCCGUUUUUUAUCAGAAUAUACACGUGAUGAUAAAAAGUGUCUAAUAGUUAAGCAACUUCAAUAUGUGAUUUUGGCACAAAAUUGGAGUCGGAGCCAAAUUAGUUUUGCUCUGUGUAUGUUAAUUGAUCAAUCCUGAGAAUGGGGUAAAUUAUGCUUUACUGUCCAACGAAGGAAAAACUUCAGUUGCCAAUCACAACCAACUUAGGCGAUGACCCAUCCCAUUAGACAAAGUCCAACUUAACCAGCUGAAAAAACCCCUGGGAUUGAGUUCGCUGACAGGCAUUUUUCAAGAGGACAGCCCCUACACUUGCGCCAAGUAAUCAAUCCCCCCUCCCCCCUCAGUUUUGUAAAAUUUGGAACGCAUUAGUACGAUGUUGUCCAAAAUCAACAUUUAUUAGUUGUGGGAGGUGUGAUAUUGGCACCAAGUUCGACUUGGGACCAAAUCAGUUUUGCCCCGCGUAUGUUAAUAAAUGGAUCCUGCCCAAUAUCUACUCUCAGUUUAUGAAACGAUUAUGUUAUGUUUUCUGUCUCCGUCUGUAUCCUUUCGAAAAUAUAUUUUAGUUUAAUAAUGAUUGAUCAUAUAACAUUAUUAAUGAUUUUAUUUUGAAAAUUGGAGUUAGUUGAAGAUCAAAGGCAAAUAGACAAAACGUCUUAUUUCUUGUUGCCAUCUUCGGGCCCCGAACACGCCACAAAUACUGAUCCGAAGGGUGAAGAAACUUUGGAAUACUUGUAUGUUGUAUAUGAAAUGCUGGUAGAUACUUCUGUUUUUUCUUUCAAUUGGUAAAAAUAUUUCUCUUGUGCUACGUGCAAAAAGUUUCUCUGUUUCAUAAUCAAAUUCGACAUAUUUCAAGGCAUCAUUUUGCUUUACUUGGCUUUAUAUAUAAAUUACAAUUGUGUUCGUAUCAAUGGUUUUGAUGCAAUUAAAAGUGAUUGAGCAACAUUAAGCCUGCAUUCGACUGUCUGAUAAUCGUAAAGUAUCGUGGCUUCUGCAUGCUGCCCGAUUUUUUUUCUGUAAUAUGUCUGGCAGUGGAAGUAAGCUUGAAAGACCAAAAAGAGAUAAAGAUCAUCAGGUCGUUCAUUCUUUUGAGUCUACAUACCAGCUAUGAUUGAAAACAAAACAUAAAAUUUACGAGAAACAUUCUUUCGCACACAAUUACCUCUUUCCUUCUUUGUUAUAAGUUUUUUCGAAGAAGAGC
Molecule: messenger RNA, 3786 nt
Organism: Rhopilema esculentum
Lineage: Eukaryota; Metazoa; Cnidaria; Scyphozoa; Rhizostomeae; Rhizostomatidae
Source: RefSeq, a predicted model, not a curated record